AAUAAAAGUAAACCAAACAAAGGCAUCGUUUCACUUCAAUUCUAUAAAAUGUACAUCAAUCAAGUGCUCUUAUAUAAUUUCCUGAGUUUAGUGUUCCUGUCUACCGCUGAUAUGUACAGCGUGAAGAUAGACACGGAGCAACACGUUAACGUAGUUGACCCUAGAUUUUUGAGUUUCACAGUUGAUCCCAAAUAUUUGUUUUCUACCAGCGAAAAAUAUAAAAGGAAAGAAUGCCUUUGCAUGGCCGCGUCGUUAGCCCCGGCAUAUCUUCGCAUAGCUGGCCCUUCCACUUCACAAAUGGUGUUCCACAACGCGACCAUCGCGAUCGCUGACGACGAAGAGCCAAGCGAUUUGGCUGUGCGCUACCGGCAAUGGAGAAAGUUCGUGCAGUGGGCCAAAUCAACAGGUUUUGAUCUGAUUUUCGCAUUGAACAACGAGGAACGGACAGCUACUGGUUUGUGGGACCCUAAUACGGCUUUGAACAUCCUUACUGUAGCCGAAAAAGCCAAUAUUGGCGAAAUUUUUUGGCAACUUGGAUAUGAAUGCACAAACCAAUCUAUUGAGGAAUACCUCAACGACUUGGAGACGUUACGGGUGAUCGUCGAGACCUUUCCUCCAGGAAGAACGGAGAUGUGGAAGGUGGUGGCUGGUGACAUCAGCGAAUGCCUGCACGGAGACUCCAAAAGUGAUUUCAGAGAUUACAUAGUACUCUCCAGUGACAUGAUGGACGCAAUUAUGUUAAAUGGAAACUCAUCCUCGCAAGAUUUAGAACGCAUGUCGGAUUUAGAUCGGUUGAAACUCCUGAAGUUCUUAAGUCACAGCACCACUCCGCUCUGGCUGACGGAAACCACGCAACAACGAUAUAACGAGCUGGAAAGAGCAGUGGACUGGCUCAGCAGUCUGGGAUAUUCUGCUCGGAAUGGUUUCUCGGUGCAUUACAGGGAGUUACUGGAAGAAGAAAUGUAUGAACCUAGUUUGAGCUUUUACAUGGCGCUGCUGUUUAAGAACUUAGUUGGCGAGCGAGUGCUCAACUUAGAGAUGGAGGCGGGACAGGCUAUAAUGUUCGCGCAUUGCACGUCGCUACGUCACCAGGCGAUCCCCGGCGCCGUCACGCUGUACGGAGCCAACAUGGAUGAUGAACCGGCUCGCUUCUCCAUCAAACUGUCGAAAAAAGAAGAAGGAGGAGAUAUUAUGCAGUUCAUUAUUAGUCACGACCACAACGGGAACAUAGCCGUAAACGGACGUGUCAUGUUUUUCGAGGGUGACAUCAAACCCAUCGUGAAACGAGUGCGUCCAUACAAAUCUCUGUUAAUUAAUUUACCGGCCAAAUCUUUUGGGUUCUGGGUCUUAGCCAACACAAAUGUGGAAGCCUGCAAAGAUUACGGCGAUGAUAAGCCUCGCGUAGAUUCAACUGAAUCUAGCAGUGAUGAAAUAAGGGUUAGAAGAUCUAUAAUCUCUACUGAUGACAAUAACGCAAAAGAUCUCCGAUUCGUUGAAAAGCUUAAAAACGUUUCGGUACAGGAAAGAUUUGAGGAUGCCAAACACGGCGUUGGUCAAGUACUGAACGUUGUCAAAAGGAACACCAAAAAAAAGGAGAGGGAGAUUGAGGAGGAUAAACGUAAUAACAGAAAGAAAAAAAUAAGCAAAUUUAAAACAAAAUUUGAUAGAGUUGGUCGAAGAGAUUCAAACUUGAAAUCUCUACGAGAUAUAAUUAAAUCCAGGCGUUAUUUAAGGAAAAGGAAACCAACAAGAUAUAACAGAAGUAAAUCAAAUAGACUUUACGGCGCUAAGUAUAGACCAAAAGAAAAAAAAGAAGAGACAGCUGUAGAAACUAAAAGAAAACGACGGGAUAUCAAUGAGGUUGAUCAUAAAAUGAAUAACAUUAAUGAUUUGUCAAUAGAAAAUGUAGAAAAUUUGAAAAAUGUUAAGUUGUUGAAUAUAUUACGUAAAAUACACGAGCAAUUAGAAGACCUCUCUGCCGAAAAAGAAUCUAAAAAAGAAAAAGAUGACGAUUCGAUUGAUUCUAGUAGCGAAAUAGUUGGCGCUGGCUUUAUAAAAACAACAGUGAACAAUCUGAUGGGAUUAUUAUCUGAUUUAAAUGAGAAUUUAAGCAAAUUUUGGAAUGCCGUUACAAUUUUGGAGUAAAGGUGUCUUUUAGUCGCCCAGAGUUGAAGUCAAUGACUGGUUUGUGAUUUUAACAGUCGAUUUAGAUAACGUGAAUACGAUUAUUAGGGCACUGUAAUGUUAUAGCUCCUAAAUCAGAUACAUUUCGUAUUUUAGGAAAUACCUACCAUUUUAUGGGUCUGCGUGUAGAUUAUAAUUCAAUUUAGUUAAAGUACAUAUAGUUUUAAGUUUUCGAUGAAAUAUGUUUAUCAGGAAUACUAUGUGAAAACAAUGGGACUCAUUUUGCAAUUCUGAGACGCUAUUUUCGGUAUAUUUUUAUUCCAAUGUAGUAGGUUGUAGGUCUAGUUCUCGGGCCUGCUCCUAAGCAUCAAAAUGUGGCUAUCUUUAGACCUGAGAUGGAAGUCUUCAUUGCAUUGUAGUAUGAACAUUGGCUGUUCAAUUUAUCAGACGAAAACUCAGGAAGACCUUCCAGUAAAAAUUCAUAGAAUGAUACAAAUCGAUCAAAUAGUUAAUAUAAAGUGUAUAAUUAAUUAAAAUAACAGUUUUCAUGUUUUUUAGUUUUUCGGAACCCAUUUUAUGAUACAAUGUACGGCAUGAGUAUCCUGAUAAAUUAGGCAAAUAUCUAAUCUGAUUGCUCACUAUAUUUAAGGAUUGUUCUUAAGAAGUAUGAAAUAAAACAAAAAUCUGUGGUA
This is a messenger RNA of Bombyx mori (domestic silkworm), 2816 nucleotides long. Its product is annotated as heparanase. Gene Ontology annotation, cellular component: extracellular matrix. The record is from RefSeq and is a predicted model, not a curated record. NCBI's taxonomy places the organism in Eukaryota, Metazoa, Arthropoda, Insecta, Lepidoptera, Bombycidae. The transcript has 7 exons. The coding region runs from base 49 to 2145 and encodes 698 amino acids.